AUGAGAAGCAUAAAUGAGCUAAAGAAGGACCUAAUGAAGGUGCUAAUGAAGGUGCUAAUGAAGGAGCUAAUAAAGAAGCUGAUGAAGGAGCUAAUGAGGGGGCUAAUGAAGGAGCUAAUGAAGGUGCUAAUGAAGGAGGUAAAGAAGGAGCUAACGAAGGAGCUAAUGAGGGGGCUAAUGAAGGAGCUAAUGAAGGUGCUAAUGAAGGAGGUAAUGAAGGAGCUAAUGAAGAAGCUAAUGAAGGAGCUAAUGAAGGAGCUAAUGAAGGAGCUAAUGAAGGAGCUAAUGAAGGAGCUAAUGAAGGAGCUAAUGAAGGAGCUAAUGAAGGAGCUAAUGAAGGAGCUAAUGAAGGAGCUAAUGAAGGAGCUAAUGAAGGAGCUAAUGAAGGAGCUAAUGAAGGAGCUAAUGAAGGAGCUAAUGAAGGAGCUAAUGAAGGAGCUAAUGAAGGAGCUAAUGAAGGAGCUAAUGAAGGAGCUAAUGAAGGAGCUAAUAAAGGAGCUAAUGAAGGAGCUAACGAAGAAGCUAAUGAGGGGGCUAAUGAAGGAGCUAAUGAAGGUGCUAAUGAAGGAGAAUUUCCCGUUUGAUAUAAAUAUUUUUAAUAAGGAGGUAAUGAAGGUAAUGAAGGAGCUAAUGAAGGAGCUAAUGAAGGAGCUAAUGAAGGAGCUAAUGAAGGAGCUAAUUAAGGAGCUAAUGAAGGAGCUAAUGAAGGAGCUAAUUAAGGAGCUAAUGAAGGAGCUAAUGAAGGAGCUAAUGAAGGAGCUAAUAAAGGAGCUAAUGAAGGAGCUAAUAAAGAAGCUAAUGAAGGAGCUAAUAAAGGAGCCAAUGAAGGAGCUAAUGAAGGAGCUAAUGAAGGAGCUAAUGAAGGAGCUAAUGAAGGAGCUAAUGAAGGAGCUAAUGAAGGAGCUAAUGAAGGAGCUAAUGAAGGAGCUAAUGAAGGAGCCAAUGAAGGAUCUAAAGAAGGAUUUAAAAAAGGAUCUAAAGAAGGAUCUAAAAAGUAUCUAA
Phyllotreta striolata is the source of this 1002-nucleotide messenger RNA. The record is from the annotation of a GenBank genome assembly. Lineage: Eukaryota; Metazoa; Arthropoda; Insecta; Coleoptera; Chrysomelidae.